Messenger RNA from Macrosiphum euphorbiae (potato aphid), 1422 nucleotides. The record is from the annotation of a GenBank genome assembly. NCBI's taxonomy places the organism in Eukaryota, Metazoa, Arthropoda, Insecta, Hemiptera, Aphididae.
AUGGAUCAAUUACCUGACGUCACUCAAUCUCCAGCAAAACGCAAUCCGAGAGGAAAGUUUGUUUCUUCAAGUCAAAGAUUAAUGAUCAUCAAUGCGUAUAAAGCGAAAAUGAUUGAAAAUCCUGAAUACAAAAUGCUUCAUCUAAAAAAAAUACUUGCUGCACAACUUGGAAUCGGACAGUCAACAAUUUAUAAUACGGUAUUGGAGUACCAAAGAAAUAAAACCGUUUCUUCGCCAAAUAAAACCAAAAAUAGGGUCAAAAUAUAUGAUAAAGUAGAUGAAUUUGACAAAUAUGCCAUUAGGAGAAAAGUUCAUCAAUUUUGGCACAAUCGUGAAAUGCCUACGUUAAACAAGGUUCUAGUAGCAGUCAAUGAAGAAGCCAAUCUACCAAAUAUUUCUCGAUCAUCAUUGCAUCGAUUGUUGAAAUCAAUGGAUUUUGUAUUCACUAAGCGAGGUCGUAAUACUGCUUUGCUUGAAAGAGAAGAUAUUAUUCUGUGGCGGAGAAACUAUUUAAGAGACAUCAAGCGAUAUCGCGAAGAAGGUCGACCAAUUUACUACUUGGACGAAACAUGGGUGAACGCCGGAGAUGUCAAUAGUAAAAUAUGGGUUCAUAAGAGCGUUUUAACAGCUAGAAUGGCUUCGUCUGCGGGACUUUCAACUGGUGCAGUAAAUCCAACUGGCAAGGGAAAACGCUUAAUUGUUUGUCACAUCGGUUCCGAAGAUGGAUUUGUACAUGGAGGACUUUUGAGCUUUGAGUCAAAAAAAAAUACUCGAGACUAUCACGAUGAGAUGAACGGAGACUCUUUUCGUGAUUGGUUGCAAGGUGUUUUGCCCGGACUUAAAGAAAACGCUGUUAUCGUGAUGGACAACGCUCCUUACCACUCGGUAAAAACGGAGAAAUGCCCAACAACAAGCUGGAGAAAAGCUAACAUAAUUGAGUGGCUCCAAAACAAAGGAGAGGUAGUCGACAAAACAAUGAACAUUUUAGAGUUGUUAGAGGUUGUCAAGAAAAUCAAACCAUUGUACAAUAAGUAUGUUAUCGAUGAGAUGGUCAAAGCUAAUAAUAAAAUUGUCCUCAGAUUACCUCCUUACCACUGUGAGCUUAACCCUAUUGAGCUUGCAUGGGCUGCAGUGAAAAGAUAUGUGAGAGACAACAACAAAACAUUUAAACUACCAGAUGUCAAAAAAUUACUUGAAGAAGGGGUGAACAAAAUUGAUGGUGAUAUGUGGAAAAACUUUAUUCGACACGUGAAAAAGGAGGAAGAAAAAGCUUGGGAAUUGGAUAACGUGGUCGAUGACGUUAUGACUGCAGAGAACCAACCAUGCGUUCUAACCGUAGGCAAUAGCGAAAACGACACGGAUGAAAAAUCAGACGACGAUGAAGACUUUAGAUAUUUAUCAGACAAUUCAGACACCGAUUAA